Molecule: messenger RNA, 1157 nt
Organism: Suillus plorans
Lineage: Eukaryota; Fungi; Basidiomycota; Agaricomycetes; Boletales; Suillaceae
Exons: 12
Coding region: 122-892 (256 amino acids)
Source: RefSeq, a predicted model, not a curated record
GAGUGCAAAAAUAUUUACCUUGAUCUUCGGUUAUCAGUGAGCACGGAUGGCAGUGAUAUAGCGCGAAUGUCCGAACCGCUAUACCAAGUUCACCUCUCACCCACACCCAUUCUCUAACAAUAUGGCCAUACUAGUCUCGUAUGAUCCCACUUGGUGGCCGUCCAUCCAUGCAUAUCGUUUUUCCAGCUAUUUUGGAGUUGCCGCUUUUGUUGGGGUGAUGUAUGAUUGGGCACUCACAUUCGGACAAGAGGUCGAACUCAUCUGGAGACAACGCUGGUCCCUAAUGACAGUGCUGUAUCUCAGUGUGCGCUACCUUGGAAUCCUAUCUGCUGCUUUGUCCAUGGUUGUCGGUGUUCCGACAAUCUCUCUGACAGAUACAGUGAGCUGGAUGAUGUUCACUGUGUGGUAUUUGACGAGUCUUGUGGCAUUUGCGAUGCUGUGGGUCAUCAUCAUUACCCGGUUGCAUGCCAUGUAUCAACGAGACAGAAAGAUCCUGAUAUUUCUCGUUCUCACCUUCUUGGCGAUCAACACUUUUGAUGGAGUGACAGUCUUAGUGUCAACGAUGCAUAGUUCAGGAGAGGAACUCAUUCUCUCCGGCACCUACCAGUGCAGCAUUGGCUAUAAAAGAGAUACCCUAGUUCUGUAUUUUGCUGCUUGGAUACUCUACAAUGUGUGGGAGGUCCUCACCCUAUGUCUCGCGGUCUGGAUUGCGGUAAAACACUUCCGUGAACUGCGACAACAUUCGACAGCAGGGAUUAUCGGGGACUGUUUUACGGUGUUGAUAAAAACUCACGUGCUUUACUUUGCGAGCUUUGUUGCUGUCUCUUGCUUCGAGUUCGUCGUUCAAUUCUCUCCAACGGUAUGUCAAUCUUUCACUUACCUCUACAUGUGACCACGAUCUAUCAUUUCUAUAGAGCCAUUAUAUCCUAGAAGAACAGACUUUGUCUGGCUUGUUUCAGAUUUUGCAGGCCGUGCAGAUGUUCGUGCUAGGACCACGGCUAAUCCUUGGCAUUCGAGAAUACAAUGCUGAACUCGUGGCUGACUCCGACACAGCAACCGGCAUGACCUCAAUCGCUUUCCAAGAGCGUGUGCAUAUAUCGACUGGCAGUAGUGUGUAAUACUCGGUGAAGUUGACACGAACCGUUGUCUAGUGCUUG